AUGGCAGCUGAGUCACUGCCUUUCUCCUUCGGGACACUGUCCAGCUGGGAGCUGGAAGCCUGGUAUGAGGACUUGCAGGAGGUGCUGUCCUCAGAUGAAAAUGGGGGUACCUAUGUCUCACCCCCUGGAAACGAGGAGGAAGAACCAAAAACCUUCACCACUCUUGACCCCGCCUCCCUGGCUUGGCUGACCGAGGAGCCAGGACGAGCAGCGGUCACGCGCACCUCCCAGAGCCCCAGCUCUCCGGAUUCCAGUCAGAGCUCCCCGGCUCAGGAGGAAGAAGAGGAAGACCAAGAAAGACCCAGGAAACGGAAACACAGUGGCCAGUCCCCGGCACGGGCUGGAAAGCAACGCAUGAAGGAGAAAGAACAAGAGAACGAAAGAAAAGUGGCACAGCUAGCUGAAGAGAACGAACGGCUCAAGCAGGAAAUCGAGCGCCUGACCAGGGAAGUGGAGGCGACUCGCCGAGCCCUGAUUGACCGGAUGGUUAACGUGCACCAAGCAUGAACGGCUGGGACCAGCACUUCCCCCUCGGGCCACUUCCAACCCUUCCUGGAAGUAUCUACUGACCACCUUCUCACCAGUGCCAACGAUGGACCCCUCCCACCCCCAUCUAUUCAGUAGAGGGAAAACUUAGGGUAGAUGACAGGAGAGGGUCUCGGCAUGUAUAUAGAGAUUGUACAUUUAUUUAUUACUGUCCACAUCCAUUAAAGUGACUUUCUAGGA
Messenger RNA from Lagenorhynchus albirostris (white-beaked dolphin), 726 nucleotides. It is a transcript of the gene DDIT3, whose product is annotated as DNA damage inducible transcript 3. Gene Ontology annotation, cellular component: CHOP-ATF3 complex; CHOP-ATF4 complex; cytoplasm. Bases 1 to 507 code for a protein of 168 amino acids. Gene Ontology annotation, molecular function: transcription factor binding; RNA polymerase II cis-regulatory region sequence-specific DNA binding; protein heterodimerization activity. The record is from RefSeq and is a predicted model, not a curated record. Lineage: Eukaryota; Metazoa; Chordata; Mammalia; Artiodactyla; Delphinidae. Gene Ontology annotation, biological process: positive regulation of intrinsic apoptotic signaling pathway; ER overload response; intrinsic apoptotic signaling pathway in response to endoplasmic reticulum stress. The transcript is spliced from 2 exons.